Messenger RNA from Tachysurus fulvidraco (yellow catfish), 1936 nucleotides. It is a transcript of the gene ufsp1, whose product is annotated as UFM1-specific peptidase 1 (non-functional). NCBI's taxonomy places the organism in Eukaryota, Metazoa, Chordata, Actinopteri, Siluriformes, Bagridae. The record is from RefSeq and is a predicted model, not a curated record.
GUAGGGACAUAAUUUGUCGACGAACCUCCCGACAUUAUUGUUUACAUUUAUUAAUGAAUCGGUUAUGCUUCUAUACAGCCCGAAAAAGACUGCAUAAUAUUUUUAAUUUGUUUUUGUCUUCAUGGAGAGGAAUCAGGAAGAAGAUAUAGACUGGGGAGAGCGAUACAGACAGGAUCCGCUUAUUGUAAACAAAAGUAGGUAUGAGAGAUGUUCAGUUACAUCAGGACAGUGUGUGUAUUAUCAUUACUGCUGUGAUGGACAGGACGACAGAGGCUGGGGUUGUGGAUACAGGACUGUUCAGACGAUGUGCUCUUGGAUUAAUACCAAUAGACCACCACCGAGUCUCCAUGAAAUCCAGCAAGUUACAGUAGGAGACAAACUAGCCUCGUUUCUGGGCUCUAAAGAGUGGAUAGGGACUUGUGAGGCUGCUCUGGUUCUGGACCAGAUGUAUGAUGUCGCCUGCAGACUAGUGCGCAGUGGGGCAACAGAGCUCGAGCAGGCGGCUCAGGACCUGCACUUUCAUUUCCUCACCCAUAGAUCACCAGUCAUGAUGGAUGGAGACAGGGACAACACAUCCAAAUGCAUUCUGGGUGUGUGCACCGGAAAAGAAGGCAGCUACCUGCUUAUAAUGGACCCGCACUAUUACGGCUCUGUCCUGGACAAGGAGUUUCUGCAAAAGAAUGGCUGGGUGGCGUGGAGGAGAUUUCAAUCUCUCGAUCUGAGCUCCUUCUAUAAUCUUUGUUUGCCACAAACAUUAACACUGAUUCUCAUUAUUGCCAUCAUGACAUUGACACAUUCUUAGAAACCUGUAUUAAAAGCUUAAUAAUGAGAAAAAUUAAGGAAAGAAUAAUAAAGACAUGUCACGUCCCCGAGUGUAUUUGAAAUUAAUGUACUAUUUUAUUUACUAUCUAUUUGAAAUCGGGAAAAACAUAGGCGUAAAUUUCAUUUAACAGUAGGGGGGGGGGGCAAUUUUUGAAGCGGGGACUCAAAUAAUAGUCAAAUUGUACUUAUAAAGACAUGUCCCCACAGUGAAAAACUUUGCUUUUAUCAUUAUUAUAGCAUGGAGACAUCAGGCCCAGCACCAGAUAUGAGAUGAAAGGUGGGCUAAGUGAUAUUCCAAGUGGGCCGGUCGUAUUGGGGUGGGGGGAUCUUUAAUGCUUUAAUCUCUCAUGUCUAUAGUUUUAAUACCAUAUAUUUAAGACAAUUGUUAGGAUUGUUUGUUAUUGUUGAGUUUGUGUUUUCUUCAUUUUUAAUAUUUUUUGUACAUUUUUUGGAACUAUUUAGUAACUUUAUAUAUAUAAAAAGGGUUAACAUGUUUAUUUUUACAUUCUCUCUUUUUGCAUUUGUAAUAUUUUUUGACCCCUUAACAGAUCCUGUAUCAAUUAGAUUUGAUAAAUAGGGGCAAUUCUUUUGCACUCAUGUUUUUGAAGACCGCGGUCACGUUCUAAUGCUGCUUUCCAGUUUCGAAAACGAAACGAAACGUCGAAAAGAACGUGUCAUUUUCAGAGAAAGCAACACUGAACACUCGACACGGAAAACAAAAGCAUGCAUCGCGAUCUACAGAAUAUUCAAGCCACAGCCGUGACUGAUAACAACGAAAAAACAUCUCUCUCUCCCUCCAAAAAGAGUUCGGGGGUAUGAUUUCAGAACCGGCUGGUAAGGAUUCGCCCUGUUUGAAUCAUUCGGGACAGAAUUGCUGCAUCUUUGAGUGGGUGCUUUUGACACUAUCGGAAGAUGCAGAUGAACUCGACUCAUCUCUUUCUCCGAGCUCAUUGCCACAAAUGGAUGAGGAGGUGGUAGCUGUGUCCUGGAGAGCUAAAGUGGUUUUCUUUUGUCCUUUCGGAACAAGAAAUCUGUACAUUUUGUAUUUUAUUAGGCUAUAUAUAGUGUGUUAAUCAAGUUCACUAACAGUUCUAAUAAAGUUACUGUGACUGUC